Messenger RNA from Rhopalosiphum maidis (corn leaf aphid), 993 nucleotides. Its product is annotated as keratinocyte proline-rich protein-like. Lineage: Eukaryota; Metazoa; Arthropoda; Insecta; Hemiptera; Aphididae. The coding region runs from base 109 to 993 and encodes 294 amino acids. The record is from RefSeq and is a predicted model, not a curated record. The transcript is spliced from 3 exons.
CCCACGCAUAGCUGUUUAUUCGCGAUCCCGUUGAAAAGACGCGCUCCGCAACGUCGUCGACGAAAGAACGAAAAUUAAACCGUCAAGAACGUGAAAUUAUGGACAACAAUGUACAAAUGUUUUCAGUAUAAAAUCCAAACACCGCGCAAACUUUCCACAUACAAUCGUCCGUCAUCUGUCGCUGUCCGUCUUCUUCAGGGCUAUUUUAAAAUGAACGCUUUAAUAAUAGCUGUUGCUGUGUUAUCCGCAACAGUGACUCUCUCAGCCGCCGAGGCCACGCCGAACUCGUGCGUCUUGUACAAAAACCCGUCGACAUGUCGCUCGGCAGAACCAUCGUGUGCAACACUCGAUCGUUCGGACGAAGGCUGCACCUGCAGUGGAUCGUGGCAGCCGCAUUGCUGCUGUCCGCGUCCGAAUCCUUACAGCCUCCCCCCUUGCAGACAACAACCCACUUGCCGUCCAUCGUCUUGCAGCGGCCCCCCGUCAGCAACGGGACCUGCCCCGUACCAGACUGUCUCGUACUCGCCUUGGCCGACCGCGUUCACGUCGUCCUGCCCAGACCUCCCGUGCUCGGCUCCGAGCCCCAGCCCGUGCCCCUGCCCUGCGGCUGCAGCAGUUCCGGCGCCCGCACCCGCACGACUUUGCACGUGUUCGUCGUUUCCCGAUCAACCGCCUUGUCCCUACUGUGCACGUCUGCAGCAGUCGCCUUGUGCGUCCGGCGGGCCUGCGCCGUCGUCGUCGGUUAACGGUCUGUCGCCGUCCGACUUGGCCGAGUUCAUGUCGCCCUCGGCCCCGUGCAUCGCGCCUCCGCAACGGCCGCUGCUGCCGAAAUUGAUACCCGUCAUGCUAAAACCGCUGUCGUUCAACGUGCACCGACCUUCGGCUGCGUGCCGCCUCGGAUUGCAAGGAUAUGCCGGCUCGGCGCUGUCACUAUUAUCGCCAUGCGGCUGCGGUUCUGCACCGUCACCGUACGAAUUUUAUAAUAAUAAAUAA